Messenger RNA from Aspergillus viridinutans, 1413 nucleotides. RefSeq lists its product as uncharacterized. Gene Ontology annotation, molecular function: transmembrane transporter activity. Lineage: Eukaryota; Fungi; Ascomycota; Eurotiomycetes; Eurotiales; Aspergillaceae. Bases 1 to 1413 code for a protein of 470 amino acids. The record is from RefSeq and is a predicted model, not a curated record. Gene Ontology annotation, biological process: transmembrane transport. The transcript is spliced from 2 exons. Gene Ontology annotation, cellular component: membrane.
AUGGACGAAAAAGUCGACUGCACGCACUCCACCAUCGAGGAUAUCAAGUCCGCUUCCUUUCCGCCGGAUGAAAUCGAUCGAGCGGCAGAGAGAUGGCUCCUAUGGAAAUGCGACUUGCACGUCGUCCCCAUUCUCACUCUCCUGUUCAUGUUCGCCUUCCUGGACCGCAUCAACAUCGGGAAUGCCCGGUUGAUGGGGCUGGAGAGGGACCUGGGCAUGACCGGGCAUGAGUACAACAUUGCCCUGUUUGUGUUUUUCAUUCCGUAUAUUCUCUUCGAGGUGCCGAGUAAUAUGCUCUUGAAGAGGAUGAGGCCGUCGUGGUGGUUGAGUGGGAUUAUGUUUGCUUGGGGUUUGCUUCGCUCUUCUGUGCGAUUUGAUCAGGUGCGGGGUAGAUCCAUCCUUCUUCUCUUGAUCAACGAGGUUGCUGAUGCUGGUCAGCUACUCGCUUACGCCAUCAACAACAUGGACGGUGUCGCCGGAUACAGUGGCUGGCGCUGGAUCUUCAUCCUCGAGGGUCUCGCCACCAUUGUCGUCGCGGUGGUCUCCAAGUUCAUCAUCGUCGAUUGGCCCGAGACCGCCAAGUUCCUGACGGAGGACGAGCGAGCGCUGCUCCUCCGCCGCCUAUCAGAAGACCAAGGUGAAGCGAGAAUGGAUCGUCUGGAUAAGAAGUCGCUCCGGCGUGCCUUUUCAGAUCCAAAGAUCUACCUGGGGUAUGUCCUCCCGUCUUCGACCCUAAAUGAACAAAAAACUGAUGGCUACCCGCGACGAAGACCGCUCAUGUACUUCGGCAUUGUCAACACUGGCUACGCAGUCUCCUUCUUUACCCCCACCAUCCUCAACCAGCUAGGAUGGACCGCCGUCCGCGCCCAGGUCAUGAGUAUUCCCGUCUACUGCGUCGCCACGGUCAUCGCCCUCUCCGCCGCCUAUGCCAGCGACCGACUCCGCCACCGAUACCUGUUCACCUUGGCGGGUUGUCUCAUUGCCACCAUGGGCUAUGUGAUACUGCUCUGCCAGGCAUCCGUGCCCAUCGGGGCGCGCUACUUUGCCGUCUUCGCCAUCACGGGCGGCGGAUACCUGACGCAACCGAUUCUCAUGGGCUGGCUGAGCAACAACAUGGCGGGGCAUUACAAGCAGUCCAUUGCGUCGGCAAUGCAGAUUGGGUUUGGCAAUUGUGGAGGGCUGGUGGCGAGUAACAUCUUCUUCAAGGAGGAGGCUCCGCGAUAUACAACCAGGUACGGGGUGAGUCUGGGGAUGACCUGGAUCUGCGGAGCGGCUUGCGCCUUGUUCUUGACGUACUUGGUGAGGGAGAAUAGGUUGAGGGAUGCCGGCAGAAGGGAAUGGAGGCUGGAACUGCCCCAGGAGGAAGUGGAGAAUCUGGGCGAUGACCAUCCUGCGUUUCGAUUCACAUAUUAA